AUGGCUAAACCGAGCUGGAAUUUCUCGAUUUUUUCCUAUUUAUUUUACCUCUUUUUGGCCCUUUUCAUUCAUAAAUCAAGGGCUGAAUUGUCUGAUGUGACAGGAUAUCUUCUGGACGAUGUCAAUGAGGGAGAGUUGGCUGGAUUUGGUGAUUUCAACUCUGAUAAAACUACCGAUCUUUUUGUGAUCUCCCAGUCUGGUAAAGAUGUGAUCUUAAUCAUCGCUGCGAAGGAAGGCCAGUAUAAAAAGAAACUCUUGAUUGACCUCACAAAACACGUCAAUGGUACUACGAUUACUAGCGUUAUGCCUGGUGACUUCGAUGGUGACUCCCAAAUGGAUGUUCUCAUCACAACGUCGACCUCACCCAAGAACUUGAAUGUACCAGUAUCGGUCCUUAUCUACUGGGGCAAAAGAGAGGGAUUUGUGGUUGAGAAUAAACCCCUCGUUAUUGACACCAAGAUGAGACAGCAGCCCUUAGUGAUGGACUACAACGCCGACAUGAUUCCUGACCUGUUGGGUGAGGAAUCGUCCUCUGGCAAACGAUAUUACUGGAUAGCAAGUAACAAUCGCUCUUUUACACGGCAAGAAGUUGUUCUUCCCAAUAAUGGCACAUUAUUACCAAUGAGAAUACCUCAUUCUAAUGCCUUCAUUGAUUUGGAUAAUGAUUUAAACCCAGAUUUAUUUGUCACAUCCUAUGAUAAGGCUUCCAAGAAACAGAUAUUUGAACUUUGGUAUAAUGAGAUUGGAUCAGGAGGCUGGACGUUGAAUGGUACACUUGAGCCACCACAGACGGAUGCUGCAUUCAUUGGACAGGCUGUCUUCACCGAUAUUAAUGCUGACAAAAAGAUGGACAUCUUACUGCCAAUCUGCAGUGAUGCCAAUUGCGCAGAGAGUGGUAUCUAUGCCUAUUCUGAAGGGAACUGGACACUAAUGAUAAGCAAGUUCAUGCGUGCUGAUAAAACAUAUAAAUUUCUGCCACCAGGCAUGGCUGAGGAACAGCCAAUUACCCUCAGAGUGGGCGACUAUAACUUGGACGGUUACCCAGACGUGGUCACUGUCUUACAAACAGAAGAUAAUGGUGAGAAAAAACAGCAGGCCUUUAUCCUGUAUAACUAUGACUGUAAAGCUGCCAGCUGCAAACGAUUGGGAAGAACAUUCUUUGUUGACUAUGGAGCUCCGCUGAGUUCAGUCAAGGAUGCUAUUACUGUAGCCUUCUUUGAUAUCUAUGAAAAUGGCAUCCUAGACAUAUUCGUGACAAGUAGGACUAAGAAGGGUACUGAUGUGCAUGCCUUCUUGCACGGCUUUGCCCUGGAUGCUUGCUUUAUGAAGGUGACUGUGGUCAGUGGCUUGUGCUACCACGAUUGUGGACAAAACUCGCCUUAUGGGACAGAUCAACCUGGUCCAACAGUUAGUUAUGAAACAACUAGAACUGAUGGUACAACACAGGUCAGCGUAGCUGGCCAGUUAUCGCAGUCUGCCUACAUGUCACUACAGUUACCAUACACAGUGUUUGGUCUUGGUAUAUCUCCAAAUUUUGUGGAUUCCAUGGAGGUGGGGAUACCAACUCCUGCAGAUAGUACCUCGGUCAGAAAAAAGAAGUGGACUUCAAUCAUUCCCAACUCACAGUUGAUAGUUAUACCACAUCCUAGCGAUGACCCCAGUAGUUGGUACAAUAAAUUAUUCAUUGCCCCAAUGGCCAAUAAGCAAGUCCUAUACACAGCGGCUGCUUUACUGGGCACUUGCGGAUUGGUGGCUAUUGUAUCGGGGGUGCUGCAAUGGAGAGAAAGGGCUGAAGACAAGAAGGAGAAGCUAGUUGAUGCUCAGAAAUUCCAUUUUGAUGCGAUGUGAGCUGGUGCUGAAAGAAUCUCCCAUCUAGUCAUGGAUCUAUGCAAAUUGGACCAUUUACACCAGUUCUCGGUCUAAUGCAACCGAAGAAAAAAAGGAGUUACCAGUUUGUCAUUAAUCUGAGGAGAAUGUUGUACCUUCACCAUGUCAUGUGUUCCUUGGGCAGCCACGGUAAAGGGAUAACAUUGGGUUCAUACUAUUUCCUUUGUAAGGUGCAUGAUCUUGUGAUAAACGAAUGCUGUAAUAUAUUUAGAUUUAUUUAUUUUCAUGUAUAGAUUUUACAUGUGGUGAUGGGAAGCUUACUGUGUAUAUAUUUGGUUACUGUUCAGAUUUGUAAAUAUUGACUUCGGUCAAAAACCUAUUGCUACUUUUGAAGUCAUAGUUUUUAGCUCACCUCUUAGCAGAGGUGAGCUUAUCCCAUACCGUGGCGUCCGUCGUCCGUCGUCGUCGUCGUCGUCGUCGUCGUCGUCGUCGUCGUCGUCGUCCGUCGUCCGUUAGCAGGGCACGUUUCGUAACUGUUAGAGCUAUUGAGUUGAAACUUGGUACACAUGUACCCUUAUGUAAUGACACCUUGGAGACCAAGUUUCGGUCCGAUUCGUUUCAUGGUUUGGCCACCAGGGGGCCAAAUGUUAAAAGUGAAAAUAUGCAAUAUCUCCCUUAAUAGUAGUCGGGAAAUUUUGAAAAAAAUAUGGUAGGUACUUCUAGGAAAGGUGCAUCAUAUAUCCUCCGGGUUUUUGAUUUGACCUCCUUUUCAAGGUCACAGAGGUCAAAUGGUGUAAAUUGGCCGUUAGGAUGUAACGAUGGCACGUUUCUAAACUGCAAUGACUAUUGAUACCAAAUUUGGUACACAUUUACCCCUUAGUCAGGUGAUCUCAGGGAUCGAAGUUUGGUCCAAUAUGAUUCACCACUUGACCACCAGGGGGCAAAAUCCAAAAACCUUAAAAAUGUGAUUAUUCCUUAACUUCUUGCCCGAUUGCCACCAAUUUGAUAUCAUGGGUACAUCUAACCACCAUACAGUAUAUGUCACACAGGUUUGUAAUUUGACCUUCUUGUCAAGGUCACAGAGGUCAAAUGACGUAAAUUCGCCGUCAGGCCGUAACUAUGGCACGUUUCUUAACUGCAAUGACUAUUGAUCACAAAUUAAGUACACAUGUACCCCUUGGUCAGGUGAUCUCAGGUACCGAAGUUUGGUGCGAUCUGAUUUGCCGUUUGGCCUCCAGGGAGGGGGCCAAAUCCUAAAUUCUUCAAAAUGCCAUUAUUCCUAGUAAUUACUUGCCCGAUUGGCACCAAUUUUAUAUCAUAGGUACAUCUAAUUCUAACAACCAUUCAAUGUGUCACCCGGGUCUUCUUUGAUUUGACCUACUUUUCAAGGUCACAGAGGUCGAAUGUACUGUAAAUUGGCCAUUUUGGGGAAAUUGUAAUUGCUUGGACCUACAUCAAACCUAACACUACAUGACACAAUACCAUGCUCUUUAUCCAUCUUUCCUCCACAUGAGGUGAGCACAAUGGCCCUGGCCAUUUCAUUUUGCUUCAGUGGGUAUCAAACUUGAUGAGGACACCAAUUUUGGUUCCAAAAUGGUCAUUACCAUUCAAUUCGACCUCUGUAUCCAGGAUACAUCAGAUUGUCCUUAAUGGGUAAUCUCAGGCACUGUUCUGACUGCAAUUUAAUUGCAUCUGAAAUUAUGAGAAAAUAUUGUAACAAUAGAAUAAAAAUAAAUUUUGAGAAAU
Molecule: messenger RNA, 3573 nt
Organism: Lineus longissimus
Lineage: Eukaryota; Metazoa; Nemertea; Pilidiophora; Heteronemertea; Lineidae
Product: T-cell immunomodulatory protein-like
Exons: 15
Coding region: 1-1848 (615 amino acids)
Cellular component (GO): plasma membrane
Source: RefSeq, a predicted model, not a curated record